AUGACGGGGCCGAUAGCGCGCGAGCGAGCUAAACCGGUGACCGAUCCGCGCCGAUUCGGCAUCGAUUUCGAAUCGGCGCAUUGCGAUUCCCCGGUACGACGUGUUGCUCUCGCUCUCGCUCAGAGAGAAAAAAAUCUGUUAGCAUGGGCGCGGAUCGUGAUUACAGGGCAAGCCGGGGUGAAUCAAUUAGGCGGCGUCUUUGUGAACGGCAGGCCGCUGCCGGACUGCGUGCGCCAGAGAAUCGUGCAACUCGCCAUGGUCGGUGUCAGGCCAUGCGAUAUCUCACGACAGCUACUCGUCUCUCAUGGCUGCGUCUCCAAGAUACUCACGAGAUUCUACGAGACGGGAAGCAUCCGACCCGGCAGCAUCGGCGGAAGCAAGACGAAGCAAGUAGCUACGCCGACGGUGGUGAAAAAGAUUUUACGGAUGAAGCAGGAGCAGCCGACAAUGUUCGCCUGGGAGAUCCGCGAACAGCUCGCACGACAGGGAGCUUGCGAUCCCCAGAGCUUACCCUCCGUAUCGUCGGUCAAUCGUAUUCUCCGAGGUGGCGGGCUUCACACCGACAUCCCUGCCAUCGAGAGCGGCGCAUCCGGCGGAUAUACGUCGCAAAUCCCGUCGAACGCUGGAGCCAGAGAUGCACUCAUGAGAACGGAUUAUCAGCUAUUCUAUCCGGGUGCUCUAGGGCCGUUGCAUAUUUCCACGAACACUAACAACACCGGCACACCGUCGUGGAAUCAAAGCUUCUACUCGUCCCUCUAUCAAGCGACUACCUUGCACUUGCAGCAUGGAAUGCAGUCCUUCGCACCUUUAGAUGCCGAACGUUUGUCGGAGCAAAACGGCGCGCAGAGUCAGCUGGAGCUGAAGUCGAGUUCGAGCUCGACGGCCGGCAGCGACGAUUCGCUGGACAAGAGCGACCUGGACGAGAAUCUGGUGGAGUCGCAGGACCACUACAAGUCCUUUCGGAGCACGCCGAUCAUCCUGGAGCUCAGCCAGAAAAUCGGCAGCGAUCGGAGCGCGUUCGUCAGGCACGGCACGCCCAAUUCGCACGCCGCGAACACGGACAAUCCGCGGGAGAGCCCGAUGUCGAUCGUCGAGACGUCGAAGCGGGACCCGCCGGCGUCGCACAGGAUCCACGAGGCGAAGAACACGAAUCCGAGCACGACGAUGACGACGAACGAGGGAGCGGCGGUGGAGAAUCAGCCGCCGCAGCCGCAAAAGAAGAAGAAUCCCUACUCGAUAGAGGAGCUGCUCAAGAAGGACGAGGGCAAGUCCGCGUCCAGAAGGCCGAGAUUACCCAACAUCGGCGUGGUCCAACCGUGCGGCAUCAUCGUGAACAAGGAAAUCUAAGGAUGUCGAUCUCAACUCAAAGAGCGGAACGUCUGGAGGAAAUCUACGUUUGCUUUGGCGUAUUUACACGAAGUACGAACUAUAUCGGGAUUCACCAGCUGUGGACGUUAUACAGUGUGAACGUAUGUACACCGUCGGCCAUAGGUAUGUGUGUAGUAUUAAUUGGUGCAAAGAACAGCCGUACGAUGAAAAUUGAAUAGCGGGAUGGAAGUAGAAGAAGGUUGAGUAUCACUAUCGUGACACGCGUACUUGAAAGUAAAUUUCUUUGCACCUGAGUAGCUCUUGCGGUGAGAGUAGCGAAUGUCUUAGAUAUGUCUAACUUAGACUACCGAAUUGAGGAGUUUGAUAGAAGAGAUUAGAAUCAGACGGUUUUUGAAACUUCUUAUUUCUCAUGCAAGAGAGAGAAAGAGAGAGCAAGAGACAGAGAGAACGUGGCUGUUUUGUGAAGUAAAACUAAAAAGAUAGCGCCAUAUGUAAUAUUAGGAUCGGAAAAAAAAAACACCGUAGUGUCGACCAUAAUGUAGUGAGGUAUAUAAUGUAAUCCUUGUGUAAGUUAA
This is a messenger RNA of Wasmannia auropunctata (little fire ant), 1904 nucleotides long. RefSeq lists its product as uncharacterized. The record is from RefSeq and is a predicted model, not a curated record. Gene Ontology annotation, molecular function: DNA-binding transcription factor activity, RNA polymerase II-specific; RNA polymerase II cis-regulatory region sequence-specific DNA binding. Bases 1 to 1347 code for a protein of 448 amino acids. NCBI's taxonomy places the organism in Eukaryota, Metazoa, Arthropoda, Insecta, Hymenoptera, Formicidae. Gene Ontology annotation, biological process: regulation of transcription by RNA polymerase II; anatomical structure development. The transcript is spliced from 5 exons.